AACACAGCAACGAUUGUCAAGAUGACACAAGACCCAACAGUGUUUUGUUCCGUUGUACAUAGGGUUGCUAUGGGUCAAAACCAACUCUACAGCACCUGCCAACAACAUCAUGAGUGUUUGGAGUUUGGGAAGUGAGACUUAUCUGAAAAGAGCAGUCAGCUGUUCUGUGGUGAAAAGCAAGAGAGGAACUUCUGUCUUCCCUUAAGCCAAGUUAAAACCCUGAGAGUCAUUAAGUGCCUGCUAGGAUAUGACACAUGUAGGACAUGAUGCUUUCAAUAUGAGAAGCUUUGGUUAGAACCACAUGUAAUCACAGAGUAAAAGUGGAAGUGACGGGAGUAAGAUGCAUGUGGCUAAAGUGAAUUUGUCUCUUUGGCCCGGUGUUGAUUCCAUGAGAAGGAGCUAACCAUGAACCACCUAGAGUAGAAACCCACCUAAAUGUGCUUCCUGCCACUGGCAAGUCAACCCCAAUGAAAAGAGGCUGGCUGUAUAGAGUAGGAGGCAGAAAACAGCGUACAGUGUUUUGUAAACAGGAUUACCCUCAUCAGACAAACAGAAUUUCUCUGCAACAGAAUUUCUGAAAAACCCACAGAAGUAGUUCAAGAGAAAAGAGAGCAUCUGGAGUAUCAAUGCACAAAUUAAAACUGUCCAGGUAGGAAGACCUUUUCUGCAUGUUUAUGUCUACUCCAUUCCACCUUCACUCAUUCCUGGGGGUAGGUUUAGGGGGCAGAAAGUGCUACUAGAGAGGGAAGGAGGAGCUCAGGCAGAACCCAUCAAACUUGCUGGCUCUCUUGAGGGCUUUCAAACCCCAAAUAAGCCCAAGCUUGGGGAAAGAAGACAUGUUAAAUUAGGUAAAAGUUAGACGUUAGAUAUUAGAUUAAAUUCAACUUUUCAUUAGCCUAAAUAGAGAGAACAAUAUUUACUACCUGAGAGAGAAUGAAAUGACUAUGGGAACUGCCUGUGAUGUGAGAAAAAAUGCAGGGACAGGAAUUGCCUAUGAUGUGGGAAAAAAGGUUAUUUGCCCACCUGAUUAUUGAUAAAUACAUAGAAAAGUUGGAGAUACAUGGUGGUAAAAUUUAUAGCAAGGUAUUAGUAACUAAAACAAUGCUACUGUAUCUGUGAUCAUCUAGAUAUAAUAAUAUUUAGGUUACUACAAAAUUAAAAGGAUGAUUGUGCAGAUAUUAUUGAUUUGCCUUUCCAGAUCUGCUGCCCACCAUCUAUAUCCUACUCUUUACCCUGGAACAUUAACCUGUUGGGAUAAUUUGCCCUCUGGCUUCCACUUGCCUUUGGCCAACUGGCGCUUGGCAGGUGAUCAGAGGAAAGAGGAGAUAGAGUUCAGGGGCUGAUGGGCCUGGGCCUCUGCCUGUAAGCAUGGACUUGCUGUGUUCCCCUCAGGGCUGCCUGCUCUGUCCAGCUCUCUUUCCUUCAGGAUUUUCCACAUCAGUGAAGUCUAUGGGGCAAAGACUAAAGGAACUGGGUUUCUAUUCUAGAUUUGCCACAAUUGCCAGAGAUUUGGGAUUUGAUUGCCAAAGUUUGAAACUAUUUUCCCUCAGAUUAUAAAAUCAUAUUUCCAGAAUUACAUUUUUCUUUUUAGUCUGGUAUCAAGACAUGAUAGAAAAGUUCUAAAACUGGAUUGUGGCUAUAGUUACACAGUUUUAUAAAUUUGCUAAAAUUUAUCAAACUAUAUCCUUACAAUAAGUGAAUUUUAUGGUACAAAAAUUAUAUCUUAAUAAAUCUGAUUAAAAAAUAAAGCUCAGUUUUCUGGCCUGCCUCAUAGAUAUUGGGCACUGCCUUCAAGUAACAGAAAAGGUAAUUGGAAAAUAUGAUUUCAUUCCUAAAUUCUACACUAUAGAUUGAAUCUUCUUUUUUUCUAUUUGGCAUGAGUCUUUAGAAUGCCAAAAAUUUGUUAGUAUUUUUUGUUUCUCUUCAAAUUAUAUUAUUAAAUUAUUAGCACGAUUUGUAAUCAAUGUUGUUUUAGGAUCAGGAAAUAUUUUAACUGUUAAGCAAUUGCAAAUUACUAUAUUAAAUAAAAUAUGAAUAUAUUGGGGAGUAUAAUUCAAAAUUCACAUAAAUAAUUCAGCUAAAACGAAAGGCAGCUAUACUUCAUGUACCCUAAAUGAGUGCAAUUUCAAUUCCCUUGACUUUAGGGUUGUAUCAGGUGAAAAUUUUAAAAAUACUAAAUAUGAUAUUAGAUUAUAUAUGCGGUAGAGAGUUGAAAAAUUUUGAUUAUUGAGGUCAUAGGAAAUAAACUUUAAAAAAACAUAUUUCCUCUGAGGUUUUCACCAGCAGGUCAAACUGUGAACCCUUGUAUGUACUUUGAGAGGACAAUUUGAGGACAACCUCUGAUUAGCUUCAGGCAUAUUAUUUUUUUUUUCCUUAUUCCGUAUCAUGCUUUAGAAAAGAGAACACAUACAUAUAUACACACACAUUCACACAUAUGAAGAUGCCAGAUGAAGAAAGAUACAUGACACUGAAUGUACAACUCAAGAAAAGGAGUUCCAUUCAAACAUCCCAACUUAAAUUUGAAGAUUUUUCAGUGAUCUUGCACUGGUAUAAAACUUUACUGGGAAAAUCUGGAAUAGUAAAUUGUAUUCUGACCUUGACUUUGAUCACCUUGACUCUUUUGGCUUUUCAGGGAGUGUUGCUAAAAUGCUCAAAAGAAAAUAAUCCAAAUAUCACCUAUCAAGAGGAACUUGGAAAUGUGAAAGUGAAGAGUGAAGCAAGAAGAAAUAAAGGACUGUGCCCAUCAGAAUGGCUAAAAUAUCAAGAGAAGUGUUAUUGGUUCUCUAACGAGUUGAAAAGUUGGAGUGACAGUUAUGGGUAUUGUUUGGACAGAAAAUCUCACCUAUUAAUUAUACAGGACCAACUUGAAAUGGCUUUUGUACAGAAAACUCUGAGACAAUCAAACUACAUGUGGAUUGGACUUAAUGUUACCUCCCUGAAGAAGACAUGGACUUGGGUGGAUGGUUCUCCAUUAGAUCCAAAGCUAUUCUUCAUAAAGGGACCAGCUACAGAAAACAGCUAUGCUGCCACCAAAGAAAACAAAAUUUACUCUGAAAUCUGUAGCAGCGUUUUCAAGUGGAUUUGCCAAUAUUAAGAUUAAAAAAAAAAUGAUAAAGGGACAAUCAGCAAAGUUUUUGGCUUGUAAUAUUCUAACUGUUAAUCUUUGAGGAGUAAGACUUUUAAAAUGCAAUUAAAUACCAAAAUCCCUUCUCCCUCUGUCAUCUAUGUUGGUCUUAGCUUCAGAGUAGCCCAUGCUAAUAAUCUAGUAUGCACCCUUCCAAAUGUUUUAUAUGAUAAUAUAAUCCAAUGUGAGCCCAUGUUUUCAUAUCCAGAAUUUUUUUAUUUGUUGUUUAUUUUACAACAAAUAUGAUCAAAUAAGUCUGCUUUUCUGUAUGUUUAUUUUUUUUUAACUCUUAGUAUCUUAUGAAAAUUUCUUAUAGUUCUAAGGGUUCCAUAAUAGCAUGGGUUUAUAUAUUUUUUUGCACAUUCAUUUUCACAUUUUUCUUGCAAAUCCAUUUUCUUUCUAUGUAGCACCUAUCUGUCACCACACUAUCAUCACUGAAGUAAUAACCUCUUUAUUAACGAGCAAUUUGUUUUUAGGUUUUGCUACUAUAAAUUAUGCUACAAUAAACAUCCUGAAUAUAUUGUCUUAAAUA
Molecule: messenger RNA, 3656 nt
Organism: Trichechus manatus latirostris (Florida manatee)
Lineage: Eukaryota; Metazoa; Chordata; Mammalia; Sirenia; Trichechidae
Gene: KLRF1
Product: killer cell lectin like receptor F1
Source: RefSeq, a predicted model, not a curated record